AACCCAAGAUUUUAGACAUCAAGUAUAUAUGCUCAUCGUUUCAGAUGACCCCGGCACUUCCAGUGAACUUAAGGAAGGAGAAACCUUCUGCCGACUAGGGCUUGUUGGCGCUUUUUGGUCCUGAAACCAAAUCCCAACCCCUUUCCCCCCCUUUUUUGGCCGUUUGGCACCUUUUUCUUACCUCAAUCUCUUCCCGACCUCCACCAUUCGGCCCUCGCUGGCCACGGCAGUCCUCCCUCCCCGUUCCCGCCCCCACCAUCCCCCUUCUCAUCACACAACCCCUUCCCCACACCACAUUUCCCACCCCUCCACCCAAGUCACCAUGGCCACCGGUACAACCACCACCGCCCGUGAACAUCUCCUGGUGGUGCGGAGGCGCAGCCCGCACAUGCGCUACACGCUGAGCCCGGAAAACCUCCGCAGCCUUUCGGCGCAGGGUGGCUCUGGGAAUGGGGGAAGCUCUAGAGGAGGAGCUCCCGAACCGAUGGGCCUGCAGAGGGCCAACAGUGACACGGACCUGGUGACAUCAGAUAGCCGUUCCUCCUUAACAGCCUCUACGUACCAGUUCACGCUUGGGCGAGGGCAAAACCUGGUCAUCUCUUGGGACAUCAAGGAGGAGGUGGAUGCCACUGACUGGAUUGGGCUGUACCACAUCGAUGAGACGUGUCCAGCGAAGGUUUGGGAUUCGAAGAACCGUGGGGUGAAUGGCAUUCAGAGAGGGCAGAUCAUCUGGAGACUGGAGCCCGGACCGUACUUCAUGGAGCCUGAGACCAAAAUCUGUUUCAAAUAUUAUCAUGGAGUGAGUGGAGCGUUGAGGGCCAUCACACCCUGCAUCACGGUCAAGAACCCUGGAGUUACAGUCGGGGCAGAGGGGCUGGUAGAUGGACAGGCGGUCACUGAACACUGCAGGAAAUUAGUCAGCUUUACUCUGUCAGAUAUCAGGGCUCAGGGUCUGAAGAAGGGCAUGUUUUUUAAUCCGGACCCCUAUCUGAAGAUGAGCAUUCAGCCAGGCAAGAGGAACGGCUUCCCUGCAUUCACUCACCACGGCCAGGAGAGACGAACCUCUAUCAUAUCCAACACCACUAACCCUGUGUGGCACGGAGAGAAGUAUACUUUUGUUGCUCUGAUGACGGAUGUUUUGGAAAUCGAGGUCAAGGACAAAUUUGCAAAAAGUCGCCCGAUCAUCAAACGCUUUUUAGGUCAGCUGACCAUGCCAGUGCAGAGACUGCUGGAGAGACAUACCGCCGGGGAUCAACAUGUGAGCUACACACUUUGUCAUCGUCUGCCGACAGAAAAUGUGAGUGGACAGCUUCAAUUCAGGAUGGAGAUCACCUCCAACGGACAUGAAGAUGCCGUGGGGUCUCUGUUGGGUGCUUCCUCUAUGAAUGGAGAUCCAGGGAGCCCAUCAGAUGAUGAGGAUGUUUUGCAUCCUUCAUCCCGCAUGGCCAGGGGUCCCUCGCCCACUGGCUCUGAAUGGUCCCUUCACGGUGACACCUUUAGGACUGAUGAGUGCAUGAUGGACCCUGAUGAGGAUCGGCUCUUGAGAAACGGAGCCCCAGACUUGGCUGAAGGAUCCCCGGGCCACACUCAUCGUCAGGCCUCACUUAACGACUAUCUCGAUGCUAUUGAGGCCCCUAAGGGCCCGGGAGACAGACCUCUUGGGGCUGCCUCACCUAAACUACGCUCCAGUUUCCCGACCGACACACGGCUUAAUGCUAUGUUACAUAUAGACUCUGAUGAAGACGAGGAGGGACAUGCCUCCCGGGAUCCGGCAUUGACCUAUGGCGGUCCGCGGCCUGGUGGACAAACUUCAUCUGAACAGGACAAAGGGGAGGGUCCUGUCAAAGAGAGGCUUGAGUCGGAAGCGGCGAGCAGUGCCACAGAUACGGAGGCCACGGCAUCGGGGUCAAGCAAUGGCACCACAAAGAACCAAAAUGGAGGUGCAGAGGAUAGUCUGGAUGGAGCAGCUGCCUCUGGAGAUUCGACACAGAACACCGGGAGCUCUCAACGGCCAGCUCCCAAAAUACAGGAUGAGGAAGGAGUUGCACCCAAGGCGGUCACUGGGCAUGAAGGAUCAUUAGAGGCCGCUACAGUCACAGAGUCCUCAGCAUCUGCCAGUAAUUCAGCUAGUGAAGGGGGCGGAGCCACAGCAGCUGAGCAGCCAGAGCAGGGGAACUCCAGUGAGCCGGCCAAUGAGGAGGAGGAAGAUGCCGAAAUCUGGCAGAGGAGGCGGAGUCUGCAAGCAUCAGGGAACGCAUCACAGGCUGAAGGGGUGGAAUUAACCAAUGAUGUGAGAAGGGUAGCUGACGCAUCACAGGCUGCCACAGUAACAGAUGGAGAGAUGGGAGCCAGUGCUCAAGUGAACGGCCAUCAGCCAAUGCAGUCUCUUCCUUCAGUCCGUCAUGACAUCAGCCGCUAUCAGAGAGUAGACGAGCCCCUUCCACCAAACUGGGAAGCUCGUAUAGACAGUCACGGCAGGAUUUUCUAUGUGGAUCAUGUGAACAGAACCACCACCUGGCAGCGGCCCACUGCUCCACCUGCACCUCAGGUCCUACAGAGAUCCAACUCCAUUCAACAGAUGGAGCAGCUCAACCGAAGGUAUCAGAGUAUUCGGAGGACAAUAACCAAUGAGAGGACCGACGAACAGGCUGCAGAGAUGCCUACAGAUGAAAACGACCUGCUGCAUCCCUCCAUACCUGAGUACCGUCGGGACGGCGUGGUUGGUCCCGCUAGCUCUCGCUCGCGCUUGUCUCUGCUGCUUCAGUCCCCCAGCGCCAAGUUUCUCACCAGCCCCGAUUUCUUCACCAUACUGCAUUCCAACCCUAGUGCCUACCGCAUGUUUACAAGUAACACGUGUCUAAAACACAUGAUCAGUAAAGUGCGACGGGACGCGCACCACUAUGAGCGCUACCAGCACAAUCGAGACCUGGUUGCCUUCCUCAACAUGUUCGCCAACAAACAGCUGGAUCUGCCGCGGGGCUGGGAAAUGAAACACGACCACACGGGAAAGCCUUUCUUCGUGGACCACAACUGCAGGGCGACCACCUUCACAGACCCCCGACUGCCGCUGCAGAGCGCCCGACCCAGCAGCCUCCUCGCCCACCGCCAGCACCUCAGCCGCCAGCGCAGCCACAGCGCAGGGGAGGUGAGCACACGACGCCUGGUGGGCGAUGACCCUCGGCAUGCUGGACCCGCUGUACUGCCACGCCCCUCAAACACCUUCACAGCCAAUCGCAACCAGUGUCAAGAUGUAGUUCCUGUUGCCUAUAAUGAGAAAAUCGUGGCAUUUUUGCGACAGCCGAACAUAUUUGAGAUCCUUCAGGAGAGGCAGCCUGAGCUCAUUAGGAAUCACUCGCUCAGGGAGAAGGUGCAGUUUAUUCGUAAUGAAGGAGCGUCAGGUUUAGCUCGCCUCUCCAGCGACGCAGACUUGGUGAUUUUACUCAGCUUGUUUGAAGAGGAAGUGAUGUCGUAUGUGCCACCUCAUGCCUUACUGCACCCCAGCUACUGUCAGUCACCUCGAGGGUCUCCGGUCCCCUCCCCUCAGAACUCUCCUGGUACACAGCGAGCCAACGCACGGGCCCCUGCACCGUACAAACGGGACUUUGAAGCCAAACUUCGGAAUUUCUAUCGCAAACUGGAGACUAAAGGCUACGGACAGGGUCCGGGCAAAGUCAAGUUAAUAAUCCGCAGGGAUCAUCUCCUGGAGGACGCCUUCAAUCAGAUCAUGUGCUACUCUCGCAAAGAUCUACAGAGGAGUAAACUCUACGUCAGCUUUGUUGGAGAAGAGGGACUGGACUACAGUGGCCCGUCCCGAGAGUUUUUCUUUCUGGUGUCACGGGAGCUUUUUAACCCAUACUACGGCCUGUUUGAGUAUUCAGCCAAUGACACCUACACCGUCCAGAUCAGCCCCAUGUCUGCCUUCGUCGACAACCACCAUGAGUGGUUUCGGUUUAGUGGUCGUAUUCUGGGUCUCGCUCUCAUCCAUCAGUACCUGCUGGAUGCCUUCUUCACACGACCCUUCUACAAAGGCUUACUGCGAAUUCCGUGUGAUCUGAGCGAUCUGGAGUAUCUUGAUGAGGAGUUUCAUCAGAGUCUUCAGUGGAUGAAGGACAAUGACAUAGAAGACAUGCUGGACCUGACCUUCACCGUCAACGAGGAGGUUUUCGGACAGAUCACAGAGCGCGAGCUGAAGCCUGGCGGUGCUAAUAUCCCCGUGUCAGAGAGGAAUAAGAAGGAGUACAUCGAGCGCAUGGUGAAGUGGCGUAUAGAGCGCGGGGUCGUCCAACAGACGGAGAGCCUGGUGCGAGGCUUUUAUGAGGUUGUAGAUGCACGGCUGGUGUCGGUGUUUGAUGCGCGGGAGCUGGAACUGGUGAUCGCUGGGACGGCGGAGAUCGAUCUGGGAGACUGGAGGAACAAUACUGAGUAUAGAGGAGGUUACCAUGAUAACCACAUCGUGAUUCGCUGGUUCUGGGCGGCAGUGGAGAGAUUCAACAAUGAGCAGAGACUCCGAUUGCUGCAAUUUGUGACAGGGACGUCCAGUAUCCCGUACGAGGGCUUCGCCUCUCUCAGGGGCAGCAACGGGCCGCGCCGCUUCUGUGUGGAGAAAUGGGGGAAAAUCUCCUCUCUGCCCCGAGCUCACACGUGUUUCAAUCGUCUGGACCUCCCCCCGUACCCCUCGUUCUCCAUGCUGUACGAGAAGAUGCUGACGGCAGUGGAGGAAACCAGCACUUUCGGUUUGGAGUGAAGGUUGAUUUUCGCACUUUGAGCUGAUCAAAUAUACUUAAUUUCCACGACCCGUCAGGAAGAGCAAAGGAAGCAAGCAUCUAAAACAGACACCAGAAGCACUUAGACCUAUAUUUUGUACACCAUAUCACUUAAAAAUACUUCCAUCAAAAACCAUCAGUGAGCUGCACUGGACUGACUGUUUCUCCGACGCAAACAUUGAUCGGCUCGGGAUGAAUCGAGGAGGACGUGACCAGCCAAAUGCUCAUUCAAAUGAGGAACAUAACAAACCCAAAGGACUUUGAUAUUCACUCUCUCUUUUUAUCUGUAAAAAAUACUUUUCUACAGAGCAACAAAAUGCAGCGUGAAUGAACAAAUACUGUGUUCGCCUCAAACACUAUCACACAUGACAGCGCUGCCCUCUAUACUGAGUUGAAAAAAAAAUGUAUAUGUUCUCUCUUCUUUUUGUCAUAUUUCUACAUUAGUCUUUCUCAUAUGUUUGUUUUGACACCGUAGCUGUCAUGUUGAAUGAAUUUGGUUGUUUAUAUACUCUCACACGCGACGUUUUCAAAGGGCAUGUCAUGAAUGUGAUCAAAAAAAAAAGAAAUCAACAAUAGAAGAUGAUUUUUGUGACUUUAUAGUCCAACCUUGGCCUUUCUGUUGUCCUCGGAUUACACGGUUUUAUUUCUGAUGACAAAUAGAGUGGUCACAUAUCCACUGAAUGAAGCUACAGAAACACUCAGUCAGCAUGAAAUUAAAACGGACACUGUGUUACUAAUACGCUUCAUUGUGAUAAAAUAACGUUUUCUGAUUUAAAUGGAGUAAAAUAGCUUGCGUUAACCAUUACAUGUUGACUUAAUUAUUAUUUCCAUAUCGCUUUAGUGUGACAUUAAUGUUGCAGACGCAGCUUUCUUGAAUCUCCUUUUCAUUUUUCCACUCUCUUCUCUCGAGUCCGAUCGUGUUUUCUUGUAUGAUUUGAAACUGGAAUAUCAAGCCCACAAAACCAUAUCGAUACAUUCCAGACUUUUCCAUUUGCGUGAACUCAACUCAAGCCUUUUACGAACCACUGCCGUGGCUGCGGGACAAUGGAUUGUACUCUAGUUCUGAACGUUUUGUAAUAUGAAUUUUGUGUAAGGAAUUAAUAUCGCUUCCAGUGAAAACUGGUGGAGCUGAAACUGCCAUGGGACUUUAAGAGGUCCAUCAAAUUUUGGAAUAGCAAGGAAGACAAACACGAGCAUAUCAUUUUUGUCAGUUCGAUUAUGGCCGGUUAGAUCGCUAAGACAAACCAGAUACAGUAGAUCUUCGUCUUUGUAUUAAGGCUUUUUGCAGUGGUGUGCUGAUAUUUGUGCUGAAUGUACCACAGGUUUAGGGCAGCCAUAGACUGCCUCAACCCUCUUUUGUCCAUGGUUGAUUAAAAAAAGGAAAACAUUUAUGAAAAAACAAAACAAAUAAUGAUAAUAAUAAAAGCCUUUUUUGAAUGCCCCAAUUGUUCCUCUUAAUUUGACUUUUUAGAGUAGCUUUUUCACGACGAUGUUUUACACACAAUAUAAAAAAGAUUCUACAUUUGGGAAACAAUUAUGCUUUCUGUUGGUGUUUGAAAAUAUGUGUGUAUGCUUCAUCUGGA
Molecule: messenger RNA, 6346 nt
Organism: Carassius carassius (crucian carp)
Lineage: Eukaryota; Metazoa; Chordata; Actinopteri; Cypriniformes; Cyprinidae
Gene: hecw2b
Product: HECT, C2 and WW domain containing E3 ubiquitin protein ligase 2b
Exons: 29
Coding region: 323-4744 (1473 amino acids)
Biological process (GO): regulation of dendrite morphogenesis
Molecular function (GO): protein binding; ubiquitin-protein transferase activity
Source: RefSeq, a predicted model, not a curated record